UCAUCACCUUCCUCUUCUCUCUCUCUCUCUCUCUCUCUCUCUCGUCAAUGGAGGAGCUUGAAACUCCUGCUAACAAUGCCGCUGAUCUCAUCUCAUUCUCCGACGACUUUGACAGCGCUUGUUCUACCCCUUUUGUUAGUGCUCCUUCCAGUCCCGGCCGUGGUCCGACCUCUUCCUACGGCGGUGGAUUCUUCUACAGCGCUCCCGCUAGCCCUAUACACUUUAUGUUGUCUUCCAAUCUAGGCUCUUCAAACUCCACUUCUUCUACUCCUCUUGAAGGAGCUGGAGGAUCUUUUGAGUUCGAGUUCACUGCCAAGCAAGCCGCUCAUGGAGCACUUCCCACUGGAUCCAUGACUUCUGCUGAUGAACUCUUCUUAAACGGUAAGAUCCGGCCGAUGAAGCUGUCCUCUCACCUCCAACGUCCUCAGGUACUAGCUCCAUUGCUUGAUGUUGAUGAGAACGAGAUCGGAGAUGGCAGUGACGACGAGGAUAAGCUUGGGAGAGGCAGAGAUUUGAAGUUUCGAGACAGAUCUAAGUCGUUAAGGAGAAGAGCUAGAUCUAUGUCACCGUUGAGGACUAACAACGCAUUUCAAUGGCUGGAGGAAUUUGAAGACGGUAGAGAAUCAACGGAAAUCAAUGAGAUCAAGGAGAAACUGGAAGCCGAAGAUAAGGCAAAAGCUGACGAAGAUGUUCAAGAUGCCGAAACUCCGCCGUCUGGUGCAUCUUCACGGUCGUCCUCCGUCGGCCGGAGCUCAAAACGGUGGGUGUUUUUGAAGGAAUUUCUAUAUAGAAGCAAGAGCGAAGGACGAAGCAGUACAAGUAGCAAUGGCAAUCACAAGUUCUGGACCUCAUUGUCCUUUUCCCCUUCAACUAACAAAGACAAGAAAUCAUCUGAUACAUCCGCCGUGAAGAAUAAAGCAACAACCGCCACUACCGGAGACGGAAGUUCCACGGCGGAAGGGGCAAAAACCACCGUCAGAAAGGCCGUGAAUGGGGUGGGAGUAACCGGAAAAAGGAGGGUGGCGCGUUCAGCACACGAGCUACAUUACACCACGAAUCGAGCACAAGCAGAAGAGCUGAGGAAGAAAACAUAUUUACCCUACAAGCAAGGUCUAUUGGGGUGUCUAGGGUUUAGCUCUAAAAGUUACGGCGCCAUGAAUGGAUUUGCAAGAGCUUUGAACCCUGUUUCAUCAAGGUAAGCGAUGAUCGAAAAAGGGUUUUCAAGUUGGGGAUUGUAUAAAUUUUUUAGUCGAAAUAUGUGUUUGAUUUUGAAUCUUUAAGCAAUGAAUGAAUCUAUAUAUUUGAAUGCUUAA
Molecule: messenger RNA, 1313 nt
Organism: Cynara cardunculus var. scolymus (artichoke)
Lineage: Eukaryota; Viridiplantae; Streptophyta; Magnoliopsida; Asterales; Asteraceae
Exons: 1
Coding region: 48-1199 (383 amino acids)
Source: RefSeq, a predicted model, not a curated record